AUGCUUCAGAAUGCGGAGGACAUCGAUGAGGUCACCGUCACCUCCACCCUGGUGGCCUGUGAAAUGGGUCAAUGGGAAAGAGCUUUGGAGUUGCUCAACCAGAUGCCACACUGGAAACUUCAGCGAGAUCUCAUUGCCUUCAACGCUGCAUGCAGCGCCACAGCGGGGGCGCGAAGACUGGAAGUGGUUCAGGAACUCAUUGAGAUCCUGAAGGACGAAGGAUUGACACCUGACGUAGUGACCUUCAAUGCGUUGCUGAAUGCCUGUGAGCGAGCCAGGCAAUGGCAGGAAGCUCUGGAGACCUUGAGACGGAUGCGCUCGUGCCAGCUGGUGCCUGAUAUUGUCUCGUUCGGUUCAGCAAUGGCCGGUUGCGAGCUUUGUGCACGAUGGGACUUGGCUCUUGCGCUGCUGUCCGAAGCCAGUGAGAUGUCGCUGCAACUUAGCCUGGUGGCAUGUAGCACCGCAGUGAGCGCCUGUGCCCAAGGUCGGAGGUGGCGUUGGGCCAUGAGACUCUUUGAGGCAGCUCGACCUUUGGGUUUAGAUGUGACCAUUUUUUGUGCUGCCCUCUCCGGCUGUGGCCGAGCAGGCUGCUGGGAGAUGUCCUUGCAGCUCUUGGAUGAGAUGUGUGGGCUUCGAAUGGAACCAGAUAAGGUGACCUGUGCUGCAGCAGUGGCGGCCUGUGAGCUCUCGGCUGAGCCUCGGCAUGCGCUGCGAUUGCUGGCAGGCACUGAGCAGCGCGCAGCUGAAUGGGUGAGGUCGUUCCAAAAGGUGGAUUUU
Cladocopium goreaui is the source of this 777-nucleotide messenger RNA. The record is from the annotation of a GenBank genome assembly. Lineage: Eukaryota; Dinophyceae; Suessiales; Symbiodiniaceae.